This is a messenger RNA of Diuraphis noxia (Russian wheat aphid), 3448 nucleotides long. RefSeq names its product protein son of sevenless-like. Gene Ontology annotation, molecular function: guanyl-nucleotide exchange factor activity; protein heterodimerization activity. Gene Ontology annotation, biological process: Ras protein signal transduction. Gene Ontology annotation, cellular component: plasma membrane. The record is from RefSeq and is a predicted model, not a curated record. NCBI's taxonomy places the organism in Eukaryota, Metazoa, Arthropoda, Insecta, Hemiptera, Aphididae.
UUCAACAAUAUUACAGACAUUUGUAAAACUACUGCAUUAUUUUUAAGUUCUAUUGAAGACAUAUUGGAAAUUGCAGAGGAUAAAUCAGCUACAGUUGGUUGUUGUAUUGAAGAGUUGGCUGAAGCGGCUGAAUUUGAUGUAUUUGCUCGCUAUGCAAAUGAUAUUGUUAAAAAACAAUGUAGAGAUAUAUUUUGGAACUUAAUUGGUAAACCAGAAGUUUCAAAUUUACUUCAAUCAGCUGGUUAUGGUUUUAAAGAAGCAGUAAAAUAUUAUUUUCCAAAAUUGUUACUAUUACCCUUAUGGCAUUGUAUUAUCUAUUUUGAGUAUUUUAGAAUUUUACAUCAACUUUCUCCAUCCCAGCAUGAUAAAGAAUGUUUAGAACAAGUAGAAGGCAUUUUGAGACCUUUGCAGUUACAAAUGACAUCAGCUGCAAAUCAGGUUAACUUACCAGAUAAUGUCAAAGAAUUUGGACUUAAGAUUAAUGCAACACCUAGACGAUUGUUAGCCAUUGAAAAACUAAAUGAAAUGCAAAAAGCUAUUGAUGGUUGGGAUGGUAAAGAUAUGGGUCAAUGUUGCACAGAGUUCAUAAGAGAAGGAGUACUUGUAAAAGUUUCAAGUGGAGGUAAGCGUUGUUCAGAGCGUAAAGCAAUAUUAUUUGAUGGUGUUCUUCUUUUAUGUAAAUCAAAUAGCAGAAGGACUUCAGUAUCAGUCAGCUCUCAACUUGUAGGUGGCUUGUCUGAAUUCAAAUUAAAAGAAAAAUUAUUUAUUAGAAAAGUGGAAAUUGUUGAUAGAGAUGAUACAGAUGAAACAAAAAAUUUUUUUGAAAUAGUACCUCGUUUACAGCCACCAGUAAUAUUAGUUGCCAGUUCUUUUAAGGAUAAAGCUAAUUGGAUGGCCGAUUUAAUUAUGCUGAACACAAAAAGUAUGCUAGAUAGAACUUUAAACAGUAUAUUACUCGAUGAAGAUAAAAAAUUUCCAUUACGGUUACCUUCAAUUGAAGAAUACAGAUUUGUUGAACCUGAUUCUCGGUCUAACAUAAUUUUUGAAGAAAAAGAAAAUAAUGGUGUUCCUCUUAUAAAAGGUGCCAUUUUACUGAAACUUAUAGAACGAUUGACAUAUCAUAUUUAUGCUGAUCCAAAAUUUGUUAAAACAUUCUUAACAACAUAUCGUAGUUUUUGUUCACCUCAUGAUUUAAUGGAUCUCCUAAUUGAAAGGUAUAACAUUCCUGAGCCUUUUGGUAUAACUAUGGAUUCAGUAAGUCUUCGAGAUGAAACAAAACGAUUUAAAAAAGAAUAUUUAGUACCUGUUCAAUUUAGAGUGUUAAAUGUGAUUAGGCAUUGGGUCGACUAUCAUUAUUAUGAUUAUCAAUGUGAUCCAUCUUUAUUAGAUAAAUUGCAUGCAUUUAUAGAAUCAAUAAACGGAAAAUCAAUGAAAAAAUGGGCAGAUUCAGUUAUUAAAAUAAUUCAAAGAAAAACUUCUGAAGCUCAAAAAGAAAUAACGUUUGCAUUUGAUUCACCACCGCCAGCAAUUGAAGUUCAUAUGGAUUUUAAUGGAAAUGACGAUUUUAACAUUCUACUUGUACAUCCUAUUGAAUUUGCAAGACAGUUGACUCUUAUUGAAUCUGAAAAUUAUAGAGCAGUUAAACCUUCAGAGUUGGUUGGAUCUGUGUGGACUAAGAAGGACAAAGAAAUUAACUCUCCAAAUUUACUUCGGUUAAUCAAACGUACUACAAAUUUUAGUCGUUGGAUUGAAAAAGCUGUUGUUGAAUGUGAAAAUAUUGAGGAAAGAGUAGCGAUUGUGUCAAGAUUUAUUGAAGUAAUGAUGGCAUUAGAUGAACUAAAUAAUUUCAAUGGUGUCUUAGGUGUUCUUUCAGCUAUGAGUUCAGCUGCAGUAUUUCGCUUAAAGUUUACAAUGCAAUCUGUCAAUGCUAGACUUGACAGAGCUYUAGAAGAAGCUCGAGAUUUGAGUAAUAAUCAUUUUAGAAAAUAUCAAGAUAAAUUAAGAAGUAUAAAUCCACCAUGUGUCCCUUUUAUUGGUAUGUAUUUAACAAAUAUAUUGCAUAUUGAAGAAGGUAAUCCAGAUUGUUUGACAAACAACCCAAAUUUAAUUAAUUUUAAUAAACGGAGAAAAGUGGCUGAAAUUAUUGGAGAAAUCCAGCAAUAUCAAAAUCAACCAUAUUGUUUGAAUGUUGAGCCUAAAAUAAAAAAGUUUUUAGAGAACUUAAAUCCAUUCAAUGAUAUGAAAGAUACAGAUAUUAGUAACUAUUUGUAUGAAAAAUCUUUAGAAAUUGAACCAAGAAAUUGCAAACAAAUUCCAAAAUAUCCACGAAAAUGGCCAGACUUAAACCUUAAGUCACCUGGUUUAAAGUCUAAAAUACGAGUGCCAUCAGUAUCCUCCAAAGAUAUGGAUGUUCAAGGUAGAAGAAAUUUAAGUUCAUCAAGUUCUCUAGUUAUUCAAAUGGACAAAAGAGAUGUAGAUGAUUCUGUCUUUGCACCAGUAACAUUUACUUUAGGAAAAAAUAAUGAUGUUCCUCCAGUUCCUCCUAGACUGAGUAAAAUAGAUGGAUCAUUCAGACCACCUAUACCACCAAGAAGAAUGGCUCCACCUUUACCACCAAGAAGAUUACAAGUUGAAGAAGAUUUAACUUUUAAGAAAUUUGUUGUAGACUUACCCAAACCAGAAAUUAAUCAAGAUUUAAAUUGGAACAAAAAACCUGUACCGGUAAUUAAUCCUAGUAAAAAUCCUAUUGAUCAAAAAACAAAAGCAAUCAAUUUUCCCAAACGUGAUAAUACUUUUGAACGUUUGAAUGGACCACCAUUCUUUAGAUCAGAAGUUGUACAAAACUCAAGGUUUCCAUUCAAACUAUUUGUACUAAAAAAAACAACUCCUUCUAUGUUCCAAUUCAAUGUUUAAAUGCAUAAAACUAUUUUUUUAUAAGCAUUAUAAAUCAAUUUAUCAAGAACCAGUUAUUAAGUGAUUGCCAUACUCUAAUUUAAUUUUAUAAAAGUAUCCAGACAAAUUGUAUUUUAGUUAACUUAAGUAAUGACUACAGUAGGUAUAUCCCAUACAUGUUUGUAAUGUGUUUCCAACUUUUAGAUAAAAUAAUAUAGGUUUUUGGGUUUUAUUUCUACACCCUGUAUACAUUUUUCUCUUUGAAGUUAUCAAAUCAUGUUUURAAUUUUCACUGAAAUUAGUUCCUCUCCUGUUAUAGCCGUAUUAUUUUUUUUACAUUUUAGUUCAUUUGUUAUAUGAUAUAUCCUAUCAAUAUAAUUUUUACAUUUGUAAUAAUAUAACACCAACAUUUGGUCCAAUAUAAAAUAAUCUUAGAUUGAAAUUAUUAUUGAAAACAAAUUGCAUAUUGUCUGUGAUAAAACCGGUGUAUACUUUGACCUUGAAUAUUUUUUUUAUUCUUACAGUGUGUUCAAACAAUAUAAAUUCAUAAAUUGUG